Molecule: messenger RNA, 996 nt
Organism: Coregonus clupeaformis (lake whitefish)
Lineage: Eukaryota; Metazoa; Chordata; Actinopteri; Salmoniformes; Salmonidae
Exons: 4
Coding region: 295-996 (233 amino acids)
Source: RefSeq, a predicted model, not a curated record
UCUGGUCAGGAUGGGAUCUCUGCAGCAGAGGUGGAGCUGAGAGUCAGACCAGGAACCAAUGUCACUCUCUAUUGUGACUGCCCAACAUCUCCUGGAAUUGAGAUCCGAUGGUACCGAAACUGCUCUCACGAGUACCAGCCUCCUCUUGUUAUUUCAAGUGAUAACUCAGCUGCAAAAUAUCUCCCUCGUUUCAUUCCGGAGUGGGACUUCUCCAAGAACUUCUACGAUCUACUGAUUGAGAGUGUCUCUGGAUCUGACCUGGGACUCUACUACUGUGGGUCUGUGGAGUACAAGAUGGAGGAGGGAAAAGAUGGUAAAUCAUAUGCAAAAGAAUUCAACAGCUAUGGAAAUGUCACCACAAGGCUUUCAUUUGGUGCUGUUUCCUCCAGUCAGGAUGGGAUCUCUGCAGCAGAGGUGGAGCUGAGAGUCAGACCAGGAGACAACAUCACUCUCUACUGUGACUGCAACAUAACUACUGGAGUAUACAUUAUGUGGUAUAGGAACUGUUCUCACAAGUACCAGCCUUCACUUGCUAUCUCUCUUUACGACUAUUUCCAAAAUCCUCUCCCUCGCUUCACUCCGGUGUGGAACCCCUCUAACAACUCCUAUGAUCUACUGAUUGAGAACAUCACUGAAUCUGACCUGGGACUCUACUACUGUGGGACUAAGGAGAUGAAUGAUGAAGUCUACAACUAUGGAAAGUUCUCCACUUGGAUUUUAAUUGAGGACACCAUCACCGCUUGUGACUGCCCUGACUGUGGUGUGUCUGCUGACUGUGGUCUGAGCUGGGUCCUGGUGCUGGCCUCCAAAGCUCUGUUUCUGUUCCUCAUUCCUGCUGCCUUCUGCGCCAUGGAACACACACGGGCGCUCCUGAGCAACAGGAGAACACAAAGAGAAGUGUUCGUCCUCGACCCUCUUGGCUUCCUGACCCCCUUCACCAUCAGCAUCAAGUAUAUGUUCCAGGAAAUGUGGGAGAGGGGGGCUCAGCUGGGAUGA